Physella acuta is the source of this 2171-nucleotide messenger RNA. RefSeq lists its product as uncharacterized. Lineage: Eukaryota; Metazoa; Mollusca; Gastropoda; Physidae. The record is from RefSeq and is a predicted model, not a curated record.
UCUUGUCGUUUGACAGAGAGUGGUAUAUAUAUAGAGAGAGAUGGUGUGGGAUUGAAUGAUAUAACGCCGGUGAGGCGUUAUUUGAGCUUAUUAGUCUGAUUGAAGUUUGAAUGUUAUCAAUCAAGCGCUGAUAAUGAAUGUCUUGCGUCAAGUGUUAUUGGUGUUGGUGGCUGUUCUUGAGGCCGCCGCAGCGCUCACAGCAGAAGAAAUAGCAGCGGAAGCCAAGAAUAAUAAAAACAUAAUGGCGUUAGAAGAAAUAGUGACCUUACUCGCCAAACAGGCCCUGGUCCAACAGUUCAUCAUGGAGGAAAAAAUUCGCUCAGAAGCUGGGUCGGGCUUGAAGCAGGUCAAAGUGGACACGGAAGGUUUGGAUUCCUACUACAUCAACCACCACACCGGCCGCUACAUGAACGCCAUGCACGACCACUCCAACAACAUGCUGACCAUAGGUCAAGGUGAAGGUCAGUUCAAUUAUUACGGUGUUGAGUUCCGGACACGUCACAACGAUUACGUCAUGAGGCAGCCAGCGGCGGACAGGACGUAUAACAAAUUGGUUGACGUAGUGCUGCCCCCUGUUCCACCCGAAGUUCUCGCCAAGCGAACGGUCCAGGAACAGGUGGACGAAAUGAGGGAAUGGUUCAGAGCGUGGAAGAACCAGAACCCCUACCCGCGAGACUACAGGCCCUACUUCGUGCCACUCCUCUGUUACAUGGAGGGGGCGUGGACCAGAAGCAGUGUCAACGUCGAUGAGCCGUUUUUCAGCGAUAGACACGCCAUAGACGCCUCGACCUGGUUUGACCUACAGGAGAAGAUACGGUUUACAGGCUACACCGGGAUGUCGAGUCCUGGGGAGAACUACGCCUUCCUGCCCACCGCCAUCAUGAACAUCACCCAGGCUGGAGUGCCGGAGUACGCACAGUGGAACUACAGGGUCCUUUGUCAUAGGCUCUCUGUUGAUGUGCCCACCUCGUACUUUGUUCUACAGGAUGAUGUGGCCACCAGAUUGUCUAAACGUUACAACAUGGAAAGGCUCGCGACCACACGAGCCGCGAGAUACAAAAUAGUCAACCCAGAUGAUGAAAAAUUUUCCUACUGGUCUGAAUUAGAUUCCUACAUGGCGGAAGUUCCAGGCAAAGAUAACUAUGGAGCCCAAAUCUACGACACUUUCUUUGACGCGCCCCUCUACUCCGCAAAGCCCGAAUCCACGGCCCAGCUGAACGUGGCAUACUACCACCACAGCUACAAAAUGGACCCCAACGAAAAGCCUCUCAUCCGUGGGUUCUCCGACCCUAAUAUCUACAUGGCGGAAAACACGCAAGAAAAGGUGUUCCCCGUCUCGGCAACAAUAUGCAAGGAGGACCUCUGCAAAACGUAUGAGAAACGGAUGAGCUACGCGCUGCCCACGGAGAUAAUUUACCUGACCCCCCUGUCAAACUGGAACCCCUACAACCUGGUCUACCACACUGGGGCCUCCGCCUCCAUUGUCACUAGAAACAGACGAGGCGGGGGUGUGACCCAAGCGGAGGCCUACAACGGGACGAACUACAGCACCUACUACCGCACUCCAAUUGAGUUUUUCGCCGGCGGGGAGGUCGGAAAAGACCCAGCCGACACCACAGUAGCCUACGUUGGGGUCCUAGACCCCGAGGGUAACGUGCGAAACGUCUCCUCCUCCGGGUUCAGAAUUCAACUCCCCCCCAUCGAAGGUCUCGGGAUCCUGCGAACUCGCUACUCACUCAUGCCUGUUCACAUGGAAAGCUCGACAGUCUGGAAGGAAACCAACGCCCUUAAGAAAGUCAUCAUGAACAUGUACGGCAAGGAAAAGUUUUUGAUCGAGAAGUUAUAUAAGCCUACAGCAUGAAACUUCGACUUUAAAACUAUCUGACGCUUAUAAUCUGCAAAACACCUUGUACUGUACCAAAAUAUAAAGUAUUUAUAUUAAAGGCCUACAUUUAUUUACAUUUGUUAAACAGAGCUAUUGUUGCUGGAAACAUUUAAAACAUAGCUAUCUCUCUCUCUCUCUCUCUCUCUCUCUCUCUCUCUCUCUCUCUCUCUCUCUCUCUCUCUCUCUCUUUCUAUGGUCUAUUAAAUAGAAGUUGUUUAAAUUCACCAUUGUUAGGUGAGACUUUUCAAAUAGUUUGACAAUCGCAUUUUAUCAUUAAACUAUUUUU